AUGUUGAUGCUACGUUGUGCAUCAUUUUACUACACCAUGCUCCCAGACGACGAAUCCGUUCCUACAGUUGAGAGGUGCAGUUCAGAUACCGUUGCAGACGAUGGAGAGGAGCUUGCCUUUGCUCCAGGUCGAUCGCGAUGGACGCUGAUUAAUGGGAAAUGGUGGUAUCGAUCAAGUUACCCUGGUGCUCUUCUGUUCAACUUUGGAGCCUUCAUGCUUCCGGCCCUGUAUGGGACGCUGUCGAAGCUGUGGGUUGCAAAUAUUGAUUCCUCAAUGGUCGCCACGACAGAUGCAUAUACAUAUAUAGGUGUUGUCGUUGAGGUGUUGAACGAAGGCCUCCCUCGCGCCGCAUGGGUUAUCAUCGGCGAUGUGAAGCGGUCAUUCAAGUCGCGGUUGGGAAUUGCCCAUUCUCUCAUUGCAUUCCAGGCGCUCCUUGGCCUGAUUAUGAGUGUCAUUUUUGUAUCGGCCGCACGGGGAUUUUCUGACGCAUUCGUGCCCGGCGCUGCCAAAGAUGUCACUAUCAACUAUGUCCGCAUCAGCGCGUUUUCCGCACUGAGUUCUACAAUUGAGGUUGCCGUCGCGAACUCUACGAGGGCUCUGGAUAAGCCGGAUAUUCCACUAAUCAUCAGCUCGACAAAGUUUGCAAUCAACAUUGUUCUUGAUUUUUUGAUUAUUUCUAAAUUCCAUGUUGGGAGCCAUAGGCCGACGGUUACCAUGCAGGCAUCGAUCCGGCUUGCCUGUGAUAUGACCUCCGCCAUUGUCGGUGUGGUUUACUUCUUCAGCAUUACGAGCAUCGACAAGCUUGCGCAUAAAUGGACCUGGAGAGCAUCGCCCCCUUCUCUCACGGCACUGCUGGUGCUGGCUCGGCCAGGAUUUAUCACUUUCGUUGAAUCAGCGAUCAGGAACGCGCUUUACCUUUGGCUGGUCACUGGGAUUGUCGCCAUGGGCUCUGGCUACGCGACAGCGUGGGGUGUCUUCAACACUAUUCGCUGGGGCCUGAUAAUGGUCCCUGUCCAGUCACUGGAGAAUGCUUCCUUGGCCUUUGUAGGUCAUGCUUGGGGACGUUGGAGACACGAGAUUGGAAUAAACGAGAGAAGGCCGAAGUGUGGCCGCAGAGACCUCCUAGUUUCAACCCAGCUUGCAUCUAUUCUCCUGGCCACCCGUCCGUCGUGGUAUCUAUACCAAUCACUCCUUUCCAACCUCCUCUAUGUGCUUCCGUGGGCAACUGUCUGCCAGGUCGCAAACCUCGAUGCGCAAAAUGCAUGGACAUAUCACAGCAUCGUAUUUGGAGGCAGCCUUUUGUUUUCCUUUUUUGAUAUCCUUCUCGUUGAUGCAUUGUGGGCGUGGAGGCUUCUCACUGGAAAGAUGCACUUAGGGAAAUUUCACAAAGCGUAG
Messenger RNA from Histoplasma capsulatum G186AR, 1395 nucleotides. RefSeq lists its product as uncharacterized. The transcript has 3 exons. The record is from RefSeq and is a predicted model, not a curated record. Bases 1 to 1395 code for a protein of 464 amino acids. Lineage: Eukaryota; Fungi; Ascomycota; Eurotiomycetes; Onygenales; Ajellomycetaceae.